Messenger RNA from Heterotrigona itama, 995 nucleotides. The record is from the annotation of a GenBank genome assembly. Lineage: Eukaryota; Metazoa; Arthropoda; Insecta; Hymenoptera; Apidae.
AUGCCGCAAGGAUGCUUUGCCGGACACACAGAGCUAUCGCAAGCUGAUUUAGUAGCUUUUCAUAGAGCAGAAGUUCUUUUUUCAACUCUACGAGUUGUACUUGCAGUUUUCCUUGAUUUUAUCUCCCUUGAGUGAUAACUUAAAGAUAUCCGAGUAAUUUUUAAAGUGGUGUUCUCGAGGGCGUUUCUUAGGCCUGGAAAUUAGGAGAUCGGUCUUGAACGUCGAAGGGACAUCUUACCGAAAUAACAAGAUGGUAAGAAUAUUUUGAAAAUGUUCAAAUAUGGCUUCAGUGUGAUUUGUUUUUGAUGGAAUUCUGAACUUUUGGCACAAUUUUUUUACAACUGAUGCUCCAGAAAAGAAAAUUCAAAAAUAAAUUUAAAUCAAUGAUUAAAUUAUAUAUUUAUAUAUUUUAUAAUAUUUUGUACUAAUAUAGACCAUACAGUAAUAUUCUAUACUGUAGAAAAUUAUACAAAAAAAAAAUUGUUCGAAAGGAAAUUUUAAAAAAUAAGAUAAAAUGUUCCAUUCAGAGUUCUCCAUCGAAAAUUUACGUUUAUUAGAAUAAAUAAGUAUAAAUCUGAAAAUAACACAAUAACAAUAACAAGAUUUUACUGUAUUCAUCCCAGAGAGUUAUUAUCUUGGCCGCCUUCUUUCUGACUUUCCUCGGCUGCUGCGCUGCACUUCCGGCCAAGCUGGAGGACAAUUCCAAUCCGCUUAUCGGCAUUCCGAUUUUAUUCGAGGAAUCAACCGGUACUGGAAGCAAACGACAGGAUGACUCAGCUCCAGUAGCAUACGCGCUUUUACUGAGUAAAUUGGAUGGGUCGGAGAGGGAUAUUGAUAGCACAUUGGUCGAGAAACGUGAUGUAAAAGAAAAGGAUCAGGAGGAUCUUGAAACUGCAGCUGGUACUAACGCUCUUCGACCACUGUUCGUCUAUCGACAGCAGUUGGCUUACAGGCAACGACUCAGGGACUCGAAUCGUCGAGGAUAUCGAUUCUGA